Python bivittatus (Burmese python) is the source of this 1094-nucleotide messenger RNA. NCBI's taxonomy places the organism in Eukaryota, Metazoa, Chordata, Lepidosauria, Squamata, Pythonidae. The record is from RefSeq and is a predicted model, not a curated record.
AUGUUUUCACCACUCAGUGGCAAAGCCCGUCUUUGGCCCAGAGAGACUCAUGGGUUCGAUUACCAGUAUCCAGUAAAAAGGGUUGAAGAAGACCUCUGUAGGGAGGAGAUUGAGGAAGCGGAUGAAGAAGACCUCUGCAUGGAGCAGGGUUGCUGCCAGUUUGAGCAGACAAUAUUGGGCUACACUGCACAGUUCACCAGGGCCCCCCCGGAAGGAGAGGAAACGCCGCUCCCCCCAAGAAAUGCCAGGCAUCGUACGCAACCCCCUCCUCUCCACCCGCGAAUUAAGCGAUUCCCUUCCUCCCAAGGCGUCUUUUGGGGGCAGAGGAGGAAACCCACCGAGCAGCCCCACGCGAGCAACGCAGGACUGGAGUCGAACUGCGCUGGCUACACGUGGCGAAGCAGACGAAGACCCACCCUUCGCUGGGAUCGGAUCGGGGAGAGGGAGAGACCGCGGCUGGGGGAGGAGACCAGCUCGGUUUGCUCGAACUGGAUCAGGAGGUUCCCCGCGGCUGCCAGCAACUCCCCCCCCCCCUUUAGUCCUGCAUCUGGUCGCCGAGAGGAGAGGAGACGGGCUGGGGUCAAGAGCAUCUGCUCCGGAACGGCGGCGCCCCCCGCCCCGGUCUCCCUGCCUGCAGGACUAGAGUCACCCGGGGUGAAAGGACUCGCCGGAGGCUGCGAGGAAGCGAGACCUCGAAGGGGCGGGCGAGGAAGCGGCGCUGUCCCUCCCCGGCGCUCCGGCUCGCCCUCGCCACUUUCUUGGCCCCUUCAGACGCCGCCGCGGAAUCCGCAGUCGCUUCGGGUCUCCGUUAGACGCCGAGGCUGGUUGCUUGGCGGCGGUAUUGGACGGCGCGAUCCGCUGGCAAAGCUCCGCCGCCGCCGCCCGCUGAGCUUUGCAAACCCCGAAGCUGCUCGGCUGGAGCUCCAGGGCGAGCCGGGGGGACUCCCUGCAUCUCCUCUCCCCAGACCGACUUCUCUCCGUUCUUCCCGCGAGCCUCUCAUUGGCUCACCCUCCUUCUCGUUCCCGUUCUGCAAGUCAGUUCCUCGACCCCAUUUAAAAGCCUGUUUUGGCUGAUGCUCCCCUCCUUCCCUCUG